Molecule: messenger RNA, 822 nt
Organism: Bombus impatiens (common eastern bumble bee)
Lineage: Eukaryota; Metazoa; Arthropoda; Insecta; Hymenoptera; Apidae
Exons: 3
Coding region: 111-539 (142 amino acids)
Source: RefSeq, a predicted model, not a curated record
UUGUCGUUUCAUCGCGUUUCGUUUUUAAUUAUUUAUUCAAAGGUUAAUGGAAAGAAGUUUGUAUUAUCAUCAGGUUUAAACUUGAAAAUCAAAUUUUUUAUCUCGGAAUAAUGAGCAUGUUUGGAGAUAUAAAGGUGAAGACGUGGUCACCCGUGAUUCCUUGCAAAAUUCCAGAUAAUAUCGUUUCUUCCCAAUUCACAUCGUCUAAAGUAUUUACUCCGUCUUACGAAAAGGAAAAACGUCCUUGUAUAGAACAAUUGUUAACGAAUGAAUAUCAGCGAAUCUGGUGGCAAGAAAAGGAAAUAUGGGACAAAAGGUGCAGAACAAAGAUAACAACUAAACAGUUAUUGCAACGCAUGGUAAUUCGUAGAAAAUCGAAAGUAGUUCCUCCUAUCGAUAAACCCAAAAUGACUAAAAAACCAAAGAAAAAGGGAAAAGUGAAAGAAUCAAAGGAUGAUAAGAAGGAAGAAGGAAAGUCUACACAGGAAACGAAAACAAAUGAAACGAAGGAAAGUAGUGAGAAAAAAUCACCAAAAUAAAUUCCCUAAAAGAUUACUGUUGGUUAUAACUGAAAUUCAAACGAGUUUUCGAACGUUCUUUUAACACAGAAUUUUAUAACUCGUAAACGUUAAGAUCAACAUCCAUCGAUUUUAUUACUCAAACCUUGAAAAUCGCGAUAUCUAGCACAACACAUACACGACUACAUGUCAAACCAUGCUUGUUUCCCUUCGAACUAUUUUUCACGUACAACGUGAAGAAAAUACAAUUUUUUGAUUACCUUUAAUUCAAACCCUGUCAAGUAUUAUAAGUUAUAAGUUUAUA